Molecule: messenger RNA, 2285 nt
Organism: Clupea harengus (Atlantic herring)
Lineage: Eukaryota; Metazoa; Chordata; Actinopteri; Clupeiformes; Clupeidae
Gene: ywhah
Product: tyrosine 3-monooxygenase/tryptophan 5-monooxygenase activation protein, eta polypeptide
Source: RefSeq, a predicted model, not a curated record
CGUCAUCAUGAAAUAUCAACCAGCGUUUCUGCCCCCCCACAACCCCCCCUCCUCUCCAGCCGGAGAUUGACAGUCAGGACGUUUGCAGUAAGAGCAGCAGCAGCAGCAACAGCAGCCGACGGUCGACAGCGGAGGGGAGCCUCAGCAGCCAGCCAUCGGGCAGAGAGAAAGAGUGUGUGAGUCGGGCGAGGCUUGGAGGAGAGAGGGUCGGGAGGAUUGAGUGUGUCACUGUGCUUUCAUUUCGGAGCUGUCUGCUGGAAACAUUGGCUCGCUGGUUAACCCACACGUGAGUGACGGGGGGCAAAAAACUCGUUCAUCAGCUGCCCGCAUAUAGUGUUCAAUAUCAGCUUUGGUCAGCGCACAAACGACUUGGGAACAAGCCAGUGGUCAGCCGUAGAGGAAACGUGAAACGAACGUUGUAGCAGUGUUGAGCAUCCUCGAAUUUGUGCACAUCUCACAGAAUGGCUGACCGGGAGCAGUUGAUUCAGAGAGCCCGCUUGGCGGAGCAGGCAGAGCGCUACGAUGACAUGGCCUCCGCCAUGAAACUGGUGACCGAGCUGAGCGAGCCCCUCUCCAACGAGGACCGCAACCUGCUGUCGGUGGCCUACAAGAACGUGGUGGGUGCACGGCGCUCGUCUUGGCGCGUCACCUCCAGCAUCGAGCAGAAGACGGCCACUGACGGCAAUGAGAAGAAGCUGGAGCUGGUGCGCGCCUACCGCGAGACCAUCGAGAAGGAGCUCGAGUCCGUGUGCCAGGACGUGCUCAACCUGCUCGACCAGUACCUCAUCAAGAGCUGCGACGAGAGCCAGAUGGAGAGCAAGGUGUUCUACCUGAAGAUGAAGGGCGACUACUACCGCUAUCUGGCCGAGGUGGCCACGGGCGAGAAGCGCACGGCCGCCGUGGAGUCCUCGGAGGGCGCCUACAAGGAGGCGCUCGAGAGCAGCAAGAGCAUGGCGGCCACGCACCCCAUCCGCCUGGGCCUGGCGCUCAACUUCUCGGUCUUCUACUACGAGAUCCAGAAUGCACCUGAGCAGGCGUGCCAGCUGGCCAAGGAGGCUUUCGACGAGGCCAUCGGGCACCUGGACAAUCUGAACGAGGACUCCUACAAGGACUCCACGCUCAUCAUGCAGCUGCUGCGAGACAACCUGACGCUCUGGACCAGCGACCAGCAGGACAGCGAGGCCGGAGAAACCAACAACUGAGAGCGAGCGAAAGACGGGGGGAGGGAAGGAAGGAAGGAAGGAAGGAAAGAAAGAAAGAAAGAAAGAAAGAAAGAAAGAAAGAAAGAAGGAAGUGAGAGAGAACGAGAACAAGCGUGUUCCCUAUCCCCACACACCUCCAUCUCACUCAACCUGAGAGUUUGUCCCCCAGCCUGAUAGUGUCCCUCAACCUGUCCCUCAGUGCAGUUAGCUGCAUUAGCAGACUUCCCCUUCCUCUUACUCCUCCCCCUCUGUGUCACGCUCUCCUACUCCUCCCCCCGCGCCUGUCACAUUUUCUCCUCCUCUGCUUCUCCUCAUCUGCUCCUGCUCUGUUAUUUCUGUGUGACGCUCCCAAAACUUGAUCUCAGUGUUAUUUAUUUAUCUUCUCUCCUCCUGCCCCUCUCCCCCCUCCCCCCCUGUGCUCCUCUUCCUCCUUCUCGCCUUUUGUUUCGUUUUCAUGGCUUUCUAUUUUUAUUUAUUUUUAUCUCUGUGCUGUAGAGCCUUUCCUGCUCCCAUCUUUUCCACCUCCACCUAGUCACUGGUGAUGAGCAUACCGCUCUCCUACUUAGUGUUCCUCUGAAGACCUUCCCAUGUGUCAGACCCCCAGAAGGGGUCCUUCUUAGCACAUAAUACAGAUCAAGGUUUUUCAGUAGACUGAAGACGGCCACGUGCCAACAGUAAAUAGACAACAUCACACCUUACCAGUGUGUUAAUGUACUCCCCCCCCCCCCUCCCAAGAACCCACAAUUUCAUGACCUUUGACCUUUUAAUGUGCUUUGUCUGCUCUCCAUCUCCUUGACCUCUGACCUUUACACUUUGACCCCUGUGUAUACUGCUGUCCCUUGUGAAUUGUGUAAGGCACCUGUGCUUAGAGCAGCUGAUCCCCUGAAUCUGAUGUUGUGAUGGGGGAGCCCUCUCCUGCAUCACAGUGUUGUAAGAGCCUUUUGUUUUUGGUUGUAUGGAUUUAGUUUUUGUUUGUUUCUUUCUCUAUUUUUUGGCAUUUGUUUGUUUUUAUUCAUUUGUUACUCUGAGUAAUUAUGAUACUGCGAGGUCAUGAAAGAAUGCCAUUAAAGACAUUGCCUACCA